GCAGGUGACGUCACCCGCCGCGGGCCGUACUAAGGCUGGGGCUGGGUCCGGCGUCGGAGCCAUUACUGCCGGAAAAGGUCCUGCAGAGCCGAGCAGCCGAGAUGUGUGACUUCACCGAGGACCAGACCGCAGAAUUCAAGGAGGCGUUCCAGCUGUUUGACCGAACAGGUGAUGGCAAAAUCCUGUACAGCCAAUGUGGGGACGUGAUGAGGGCCUUGGGCCAGAACCCUACCAACGCCGAGGUGCUCAAGGUCCUGGGGAACCCCAAGAGUGAUGAGAUGAAUGUGAAGGUGCUGGACUUCGAGCACUUCCUGCCCAUGCUGCAGACUGUGGCCAAGAACAAGGACCAGGGAACCUAUGAGGAUUAUGUUGAAGGCCUUCGUGUGUUUGACAAGGAAGGGAACGGCACCGUCAUGGGUGCUGAAAUCCGUCACGUCCUUGUCACACUGGGAGAGAAGAUGACGGAGGAGGAAGUAGAGAUGCUGGUGGCGGGGCAUGAGGACAGCAACGGCUGUAUCAACUACGAAGGUAAGGGAUGGAUCGUGAACUGGAGUCUUUGAGGAGGAAACGGUCUUUCAGGGCACGUUAAGGACAGCACCUGAAGUGUUUUAUGCCUAGACUUGGCUCCAAAAGGGAGCCAGGAGUCAGGGGCAAGGCCCAGUCCAGCCUGGGAGGGGGCUGUCGGGGUUAACAGUAACGGAAGGGGUGAUGGAGUGUCACGGGUGGGUCAGGAAUGGGAAGUAAACAGAAUGUCUGUCCCCCACUGCCUGACCCCGCCACCCCAUGUCUGUGUCUUGUCUUCACC
Peromyscus californicus insignis is the source of this 805-nucleotide messenger RNA. RefSeq names its product myosin light chain 6 (gene Myl6). The transcript is spliced from 5 exons. Gene Ontology annotation, molecular function: structural constituent of muscle; calcium ion binding. Gene Ontology annotation, cellular component: myosin II complex. The record is from RefSeq and is a predicted model, not a curated record. Bases 102 to 560 code for a protein of 152 amino acids. NCBI's taxonomy places the organism in Eukaryota, Metazoa, Chordata, Mammalia, Rodentia, Cricetidae.